AUGAUUUCCGAGGAAAGGUCUUCUGUAGGCUCGUUGUUAAGCCGAGGGAACCUCCAGAGGAAGUCAUCACACCUGAAUAAAACAAUAGGGGACGACAACGUCGGAAUGCAAACUGCAGCGAGUGAAAUCUCAACUUCACGAGCUGAAACGAUAAAAGGUGUCACAAAUCCAACAUUAAUAUCAACAAGUGAUGUAGCUGACAACAGGUCUACGUUAUCCCUCGUUGAAGGGCAAUGCCUACCUGAAUCUAAUCAAAAAAUUUUUUCUAAAUGGGUACGAGCUUGCGAUCAUACAGAGAGUAAACAGGGAGACAUAUUGCCUCUUAAAAAGCAACAAAAACAUGAUGAUAAUGGAAGAAUAGGACCCAAACUAAUCGUUAAACAAACUGGUACAACCUACCGUGCAUCAUUCCAAACUGACGACAAAGAGUUCAACAAUGACAUACUUGGCACUAGAAGACUUUAUUAUAAUCUAGCUGACGUAAGGUUAGCGUUAACCCUGGACGAAUUGCAAUGUGGACCUGAAUUUAAUCAAAAAAACUUCUUAUAUAAACAGGUGGCGACUUGUAAAACUACCCAGUGUAGACGGGGGAUAAACAUAACUUUUAAAAAGCAAGGCGGUAAUAAAACUAUGGCGCUUAUAGUAAUCGUUGAAGAACCAGUAAGUCUCUCUAGGAGAUUCGCUGGAAUCCUCAGUAAGAGGAUAAACUCAAAUGGUCAAGAAAUCAAGGUCAGGUCGAAAUACAAUCGAAAAAUCUUAUUUAUAAAGGCCUGUUCUGAUUAUUCCCCAAACCUACAGGAAACUGUAGUGUCUACAAGGGUGUAG
Theileria equi strain WA is the source of this 825-nucleotide messenger RNA. RefSeq lists its product as hypothetical. Bases 1 to 825 code for a protein of 274 amino acids. The transcript has a single exon. NCBI's taxonomy places the organism in Eukaryota, Apicomplexa, Aconoidasida, Piroplasmida, Theileriidae. The record is from RefSeq and is a predicted model, not a curated record.